CUGCUGCUGGCCUGGGAGCAACAGAGGUUUUGUCCUUCUGUUCACCGUCUCUGCCUGUUCACACUAUUGAAGUGGUUAAGAAGAGAAAGUUUCCAGACCUCAGCAAACUGAGCGGAGUCGGUAAGAAUUUUGAAAGGGUUAAAAAGAAAAGAAAACAAAUACAGAAGGGCAGUUCUGUCAAUCAAAUUUCUUCUGUUCCUUUCAAAGCAAAGCAAUUGCUGGCUACCAAGUUCACUCAACUACCAUGGAAACAUGUCACAAACACUUUCUUCUUCCGCUUCUUCUUCGUCUUCUGUUGCAUGUUCUUGUGUAUUUCUCAAUCUUCAGUGCUGGAAAUGGAGCUCUAGCACAUCCAAGAAAGGCUUCAAAUAACUCGGUCACUGCUAUUCUAGUGUUUGGAGACUCCACGGUAGAUCCAGGAAACAACAACUAUGUUAAAACAAUUUUUAAGGGUAAUUUUCCACCUUACGGACAAGAUUUUCCCGAUCAAGUUCCAACUGGAAGAUUCACUAAUGGACGGCUCACCACUGAUUUUAUAGCUUCAUAUGUUGGCGCCAAAGAGUAUGUGCCUCCAUAUUUGGACCCAACUCUUAGCAUUGAGGAGCUUAUGACUGGAGUCAGUUUUGCCUCUGCAGGCACCGGAUUUGAUCCUCUCACGCCACAAAUAAGCAAUGUGAUAGAGAUCCCAAAGCAAGUGGAGUAUCUAAAAGAGUACAGGAUAAGGCUGGAAUCUGCAAUCGGAAAGCAAAGAACAGAAAAUCAUAUAAAGAAAGCUUUAUUUAUAGUGAGUGCAGCAACAAAUGACUUCGUUGUUAAUUAUUUUACUUUACCAAUUCGACGAAAGACCUUCUCCGUUUCAGCUUACCAGCAGUUCAUCUUGCAUAAAAAUUUACAGUUCAUUCAGGAUUUGAUUAAUGAAGGAGCAAGAAGAAUAUCAGUAACUGGACUACCGCCAAUGGGCUGUUUGCCUGUUGUUAUAACCCUAUUCUCUCACGAUGCCAUUUUGGAACGUGGUUGCAUUGAGUAUUUUUCCUCUAUUGGGAAACAAUAUAACCAGAUGCUCCAAAAUGAAUUAAGUCUCAUGCAAAGUCGAUUAUCAAAUCUCGGUGUCAAGAUUGGCAUCUCUGAUGCAUAUGGACCGCUCACCAACAUGAUCCAAGGUGCCGCAAGCCCUGCAUUUGAUGUGGUGAAUGCUGGGUGUUGUGGAACGGGUUACCUGGAAGCAGGAAUUUUGUGCAAUCCAAAAUCACUAGUGUGCCCUGAUACAUCCAAGUAUGUGUUUUGGGAUUCAAUACAUCCAACUGAGACAACAUACUACAACGUUUUUCUGGCUACACGUUCUACCAUCGAUUCUUUGAUCAGAGAUUCCUAAAUGUUUGUUAAUAUUUGAUUGGGAUAUAUAUAUAUAUAUAUAAUUCUCUUCUUUUUUUCCCUUUUUUUAAUAUUUUUUUUCUCUUGAAAAAGUUUUAAUUAUAGAAUUAUAUACACUCAGUGAACUAGUGAAGUAUCAAGUGUUUAUAGAAACUGUGAAAUCACUCGAUUAAUAUGAUUGUAUUUUAUUAA
Molecule: messenger RNA, 1563 nt
Organism: Ricinus communis (castor bean)
Lineage: Eukaryota; Viridiplantae; Streptophyta; Magnoliopsida; Malpighiales; Euphorbiaceae
Product: GDSL esterase/lipase At5g45960
Exons: 6
Coding region: 245-1372 (375 amino acids)
Molecular function (GO): hydrolase activity, acting on ester bonds
Source: RefSeq, a predicted model, not a curated record